UCAUCACUCCUUUGCAUUGGAGUAGCAGCAAAGCAACUCAGUCAGUCAGUGAGUCUGUUCAGGAGGCAAAACCACGCACAGGUGCUGAAGCACACAGCAGCUGUCUGUUCGAUUGCUUCCUCCCUCCUCACCAGAGCUGGUAGGUGCUGCUUGCUCUGUCUCCGACUUCGAUCCAAUCCAAACUGCAGGAGCCCUCGGAGACUAUUCCCCCCGGGCAUUGCAGCUUGGCUUCUUGGACCCGGAGGAGCCUGGAUAGAUUUGUUGAGUACUUCGCCGAUCCGAAGCGCACGUUUCUUGGCCACCAGCGCCCAGAUCUCUGCAUCUGGUGGCCAUUGGUGGUUCUUGGCUCUGAAUUGGUGCUGCUGCCUGGUGAGGGCUGAGGAGAAAAGUGAAGGAAAAGAGGAAGGGGGGAAGGCGAUUUCAGGUUACUCUUGGCAGUGUCAAGAUGAAGUACAUGAAGCUUGGAUCGAAGCCGGAUGCCUUUCAGACAGAGGGGAACAGUAUCAGGUUUGUUACAACUGAGCUGGCAACGGAUAUUGUUAUCACUGUAGGGGAUGUCAAGUUCUAUCUUCACAAGUUCCCACUUCUGUCCAAGAGCUCCCGCCUGCAAACACUGGUGGCGUCAACAAGCGAGGAGAGCAACGACGAAGUGGACAUCUCCGACAUCCCCGGCGGGCCAGCGGCGUUCGAGAUCUGCGCCAAGUUCUGCUACGGCAUGGUGGUCACCCUCAACGCCUACAACGUGCUGGCCGCGCGGUGCGCGGCGGAGUACCUGGAGAUGUUCGAGACGGUGGACAAGGGGAACCUCAUCUACAAGAUCGACGUGUUCCUGUCGGCGAGCAUCUUCCGGACCUGGAAGGACUCCAUCAUCGUGCUGCAGUCCACCAAGUCACUUCACCAAUGGACAGAGAACCUCAAGGUGGUCAACCACUGCGUCGACGCCAUCGCCACCAGGGCGUCCAUGGACCCGUCGGAGGUCGACUGGUCCUACACCUACAACCGGAGGAAGCUCCCGUCGGAGAACGGCGGUGGCGGCGGCGACGCGCACACCUGGAACGGCGUCAGGAAGCAGCAGGCGGUGCCGAGAGACUGGUGGGUGGAGGAUCUCUGUGACCUGGAGGUGUGCCUGUACAGGAAGGUCAUCUUGGCGAUCAAGGCCAAGGGGAGGACGAGCAGCGACGUUGUCGGCGAGGCGCUGCGAGCCUACGCGUGCCGCCGGCUGCUCGCGUCCCUGGACCAUGCCGUCAGCAACGGGCUCGACUGCACCAAGCACCGCGCAGCUCUUGACGUCGUCGCCGACCUGCUGCCGGCGGAGAAGGGGUCGGUGUCCUGUGGUCUCCUUCUGAAGCUCCUCAGAGCUUCGUGCCUGCUGGAGUCCGGCGAGGCCUACCGCGGCGAGCUGAUCAGGAGGAUCGGCGCGCAGCUGGACAGAGCUUCGGUCUCGGACCUUCUGAUGCCUGCUGAAUCCGGCGACGACGCCAUGUACAAUGUUGACAUGGUGGCUGCGAUUCUGGAGGAGUUCUUGCUGCAGCACAAAAUUGAUGGGAGUGAUCAGGCGAAGAUGCAGGAAGAUGAUGACACCAUGGAUGUAGCUGCUGACGACGUGAUCAGUUCGUCGAAGCUGGCGGCUGUCGCAAAGCUGGUCGAUGGAUAUCUCUUUGAGAUCGCCAAGGACCCGUGCCUUCCUCUGAACAAGUUCAUCGCCCUCGCUGAAUCGAUGCCUCCCAUGUCUCGGCCGGUGCACGACGCGCUCUACCGCGCCAUUGACGUUUACCUCAAGGAGCACCCGGGCAUGUCGAAGGGCGAGAAGAAGCGGCUGUGCGCGCUGAUGGACUGCAGGAAGCUGACGGCGGACGCGAGCGCGCACGCCGUGCAGAACGAGCGGCUGCCCCUGCGCGUGGUGGUGCAGGUGCUCUUCUUCGAGCAGGUCCGGCAGUCGGCGGCGGCGGCGGCCUGCUCUGCCGCUGGCCCCGCGCGCUCGCUCGUCCUGCCCAGGGACGACGGCGCGUCGUACGGCGGAAGCUCGAGGUCGGCGACCACGACGGCGACGGAGGACGAGCAGUGGGGAGGCGGCGCCGCCGUGGGCGGCGCGCCUACGACGUCGGCAUCCGGCGGUGACGCCAGCUCGCUCCGGUCGGUGAGCCAGCUGUCGGCCAACAAGAGCGGCGGGAGGAGUGGCAGCGGCGAUCGGAAGAAGGCCAAGGGCGGUGCGGUGGCGCCGGCGCCGGCGAGGAGGGUGCUGGGAAAGCUGUGGUCCGGCAAGGCGAGCAGCGUGGAGAACAGCGGGUCGGACGACACGUCGGAGAGCCCCGCUGGCUCCCUCAACCUCGAGGAGACCAAGUCAACGCCGUCACGGAUCACGAGGCAUUCUGUGUCAUAGUGGUGACGACUGUAUAUGAUUUCUUUUUUGUUUGUUUUGUUGUUGUGAUGGUUUCUUACAACCUUUGGAUUGGAUUUGCCGUAUAGAAAUGUUUUAGUGUAAGGCCUUGUUUAGUUUCUAAAAAAAUUUGCAAAA
This is a messenger RNA of Sorghum bicolor (sorghum), 2515 nucleotides long. Its product is annotated as BTB/POZ domain-containing protein NPY4. Bases 446 to 2380 code for a protein of 644 amino acids. The transcript has 5 exons. Lineage: Eukaryota; Viridiplantae; Streptophyta; Magnoliopsida; Poales; Poaceae. Gene Ontology annotation, molecular function: protein binding. The record is from RefSeq and is a predicted model, not a curated record.